This is a messenger RNA of Scutellospora calospora, 914 nucleotides long. NCBI's taxonomy places the organism in Eukaryota, Fungi, Glomeromycota, Glomeromycetes, Diversisporales, Gigasporaceae. The record is from the annotation of a GenBank genome assembly.
AUGGUUGAUAAUUUAGAAGCAAGCUCAGAAGACUUGGCUAAUUCUAUUCGAGGAUUAUAUCGUUUGCUUGACCUAUGCAAAGAUGAAGGGUCAAACGGACGUGUUGAUAAAAUCAUCAUCUCUACUGAAUCAUUGAAAAGACUUUGUAAUGAUUUGAAGAAUGAUAGCUUCAACCAAGAUUUUCUCAUUCACUCAGAUUCAUCUGAUGCUGACCACAGAGGUAAACCCGUCCUUCGUCCCGGAAUUUAUUUACUUAAAGUGGACGAUAAUUUGGGCUUGGUAAUUCAUUGGCCUGAGCACGGAUGUUACGAGGAAAAUAUAUCGUCACACAAAAAGAAGAAUAUGAUAAAUUUACACAGUUCCGACGAAGAAUCCGAAGGAACUCACUUUGAGUUUGAAGUAACAAAGGACCAAGAAGAAAAAGAAGACUUCAUAUUUUAUCCAGGAUUCAAGAUGAAAAAAAUAUCAACGGUAUUUAAUCCUUUUACUUUUUAUAUUAUCACAUAUUCAUAUUGUUAUAUUGAAUCGACAUUUAACCAAGAAUUCAUUAUAUGCAUUCAAGUCGUAGUUAUUGAAUCAGCAUCCCACCAAGCGUUUGUUACAAUGAAGAAAGUGCAAGCAAAUUCUAAAAUGAAACCUUAUAAUCAUGAAAAUUUUUCUCCAAUGCUUUUUAAUCAAAAACUCGAAGGACAUACUCUCCGUAUUAAUAAAGAAAUAACUAUGGAUUCUCUUAAAAUUUUGAUUAAGCAUGGUUUUCCAGAAUUGGAGAAUGAGAUUCUAACUCCAUUAAAUAAAGCAUUGGAUGAUGAAAAAGCUAACCUAGAAAAUAAAAAAGAGCAUGAAACGCAGAUUGCACAAAAAAAUAGUGAAAUUGCUACCGCCAUGUUUUGGAACGAAUUGAAAAAAACAUACAU